Messenger RNA from Temnothorax curvispinosus, 543 nucleotides. RefSeq names its product maltase 1-like. Lineage: Eukaryota; Metazoa; Arthropoda; Insecta; Hymenoptera; Formicidae. Gene Ontology annotation, biological process: carbohydrate metabolic process. The record is from RefSeq and is a predicted model, not a curated record. Bases 16 to 528 code for a protein of 170 amino acids. The transcript is spliced from 2 exons.
GUCGGCGAUAUUUAGAUGUGUUAUUUUACAUUGUCAGGGAUAAUUUCAAAGUUGGACUAUAUCGUGGACACUGGCAUCAAUGCGAUCUGGUUGUCGCCCAUAUACCCAAGUCCCAUGAUCGAUUUCGGAUAUGACAUAUCCGAUUUUAAAAACAUCGAUCCGACCUUCGGUUCAUUAGAAGACUUCAAAGUUCUUCUAGCACGCGCUAAGGCACUCGGUUUAAAAGUGGUUCUUGAUCUUGUGCCGAAUCAUACAUCUGACAAGCAUAUAUGGUUCCAAAAGGCUCUACAAGGUCAUAAGAAGUAUAAGAACUAUUAUGUGUGGGCACGCGGUCGAAAUGGAGACGGCAUAACACCGCCCAACAAUUGGAUCAGCGUAUUUAGUGAUUCCGCGUGGACUUAUGUUGAAUCACAAAAACAAUGGUAUCUUCAUCAGUUCGAGUAUAGACAACCUGACUUAAAUUUCCGUAACCCUGCAGUAAGAUUAGAGAUGAAAGUAAGUAACAAGAAGAAUUUUAAUUUUUUUUAAGAUGUUGUCAUAUGU